AUGGAUUUUAUGCCGACUGGAUAUCUUCCCGAUAGCGUUUAUAGAGAACUAGCCUGGUAUGGUAUACUGCAAAUCCAACCACUACAUCACAGCUCGAAGCAUAAGGUUGCGGCGCAACUCAUAUGGCAACAUACACUUGGACGACCCCACGUAAUAAUGGAAAGUCCGCCACAAUCCACACAGUCUGAAGGUAAAGUAAGCCGACAAAUUUUGGCUGAAGAGGCAGCAAAAUGGUCUAGAGAGCAGAGAGCAGCCCAAGAAGUACUUAUGGAAAAUAUCAAAAGUGGCGGUAAUGGUCUUACAGUAAGAACAGUUAUCAGCGCGCAUCAGAAGACCAUAUAUAUCAUACAGAAUGGUAACUUUUACAAAUGUCCAGAAGGAUCUGAACCUGAUUUAGACGCUUAUCGGCUGCAGGCUAAUAUGCACGAGCGAAAAUGCACUUACGGGAAACCUUCUAUACCACUACCUGUUGAUCCUUGCAUCGAGGCAGAAGUUGCACCAAUUGAAUAUUCCUUCCAUGAAGGUUGGAUGUUUUGCCUCGGGAAUGGCGAGAGAGAUAAUAACUAUUUCCAAAACGGGACGUUAGACUGCGGGAAUAAAACAAAGCCGCCACCAGUAGAAUUAACGCCAGCGUUCCCUGCGACAACAGUUAAUCCUUGUGAAACAACGGUCUGUCCUGAAUGUAUUGAAGGUUAUACAGAGGAUCAGGGCGUACCCAUAGAAGGUGAGCAAUAA
Molecule: messenger RNA, 735 nt
Organism: Parnassius apollo (apollo)
Lineage: Eukaryota; Metazoa; Arthropoda; Insecta; Lepidoptera; Papilionidae
Source: the annotation of a GenBank genome assembly